This is a messenger RNA of Kwoniella shivajii, 807 nucleotides long. RefSeq lists its product as uncharacterized. The record is from RefSeq and is a predicted model, not a curated record. The transcript has a single exon. NCBI's taxonomy places the organism in Eukaryota, Fungi, Basidiomycota, Tremellomycetes, Tremellales, Cryptococcaceae. Bases 1 to 807 code for a protein of 268 amino acids.
AUGCCGAACGGAUGGCGACCGCUGGUAUUUGACACGGAUGAAUAUCUCACUGGAAGAAUCCAGCAAGAGAACUGGCUUCACAUUGGCACGCGAGAAUUCUUCACUCCGGUCUGGGGAACAAGAAAUAUCAUUACGAUUAGGAGUGUCUCUAAGCACCGCUCAAGGUAUACCGCGUUCAGAGGCAAAGUUUGGGGUCAAUUUAGUAUGACUGAGGAUAAGAAUGAUCAGAAGGCACAUGACGAGGAGGAAGAAGAAGAAGAAGACGAAGACGAAGAAGGAGAAGGCGAAGGAGAAGGAGAAGACAGCGAUGAAGGUACCGAAGACGAGGAUGAAAGUCGACCAUAUUUUGGUGAAGAAUGGAUCAACAAACUCAACGAUGAGCUGGCUGGAUGGCUGAGUGCAUGCAUCUGGAGCGGUCUUCCAAGCUGGAUGCCGCAUAGCGAGAAUACCGAACUCAAGCGUCGUUUCACUCAAGACACAAUUAUUGAGAUAUACGGUCUGGAGAAGAUGGUCGUUAUGGAAGACUGGGCAGCAUGGUCGCGCCGGAUAGGAGGUGCAGUACAAGACGGAUUCUCAUCAACAGAUCGAAGGCGGAUCUCUGGAUAUGGACGGUCAGAGAUCGAUAAACGGGAAUAUCAGGAAAAGCGUUUGGCAAAAUUGCAAGCAGACUUGAACGCGUCACUAAGAGCAAACUGUUACGACUGUGAAUUUGUGCACACCGGCCCCAGAUUCAUCUUUCAGCUCGCUGAGAAGAUGCCCAAAUGUCCUGCUUGUGGUCAAGGAGAAGGCGAUCGCUGGCAUUGGUGA